This is a messenger RNA of Dicentrarchus labrax (European seabass), 7733 nucleotides long. It is a transcript of the gene rimbp2a, whose product is annotated as RIMS binding protein 2a. Gene Ontology annotation, molecular function: protein binding. Gene Ontology annotation, biological process: neuromuscular synaptic transmission. Bases 396 to 4640 code for a protein of 1414 amino acids. The record is from RefSeq and is a predicted model, not a curated record. The transcript is spliced from 23 exons. NCBI's taxonomy places the organism in Eukaryota, Metazoa, Chordata, Actinopteri, Moronidae.
GCUUAACAGCUGUUCAGCUCCUCUAUCAUCUGCAACCCCUCCGGUGGCCUCGAAGUGAUUGGAAAUUUUUAAAAGUGCAAGAUUGACAGCAGAGCAGUUCUAUUCCAAAGCAAGACAACUGUGAACUCAAAAGUGUCAUCAAAUUGUACAAAUUGAUGUCUGGCAUGAAGGAAAACUAACUGAGCAAUACAGGAAACUAUUCACAGAUAUCAAGAGAAGCUUCCAGCCUGCUUAUUACAGAUAUGCGGUGUAUGUCCAUGGAGGGUUCAAUCCCAUCAAGAACAUUUCUAAGGAGAAAAACACUGACUGGCAAAUCCUGCCGAGGCUCAAACCUGUUGCUGUAGCAGCUCCAUUUUCAGGCCUGGUAAUCCUUUUCCUGUGACUGACCCCACGGGAUGGAACUAAAGCCCAAGUACACAACUUUAAGAUAUGAAGUUUCAUCCCAGCAAGCUACAGGACACGCCGUCUACUAUGUGAACCGCUUUCGAUUGCUGGAGGAGAGAAACCAAGCCCUGAAGAUUGAGGUAGCUACGCUUCGCCAAGAGAAACAACAGUAUAGGAAACUGAAAGCGAAGCUCCAUGCUGCCUUGCAGGAAAAAAAUCGUCUGAACCUUGAGCUAAUCAACCACCACCUGAAGGCAUCCAAGUAUGACCAGGUGCGAUCAGACUAUGACCAGCUGAGAGAGACCUUUGCUGUAGUGAGCCAGGAGAGAGACGUGGCCCAGCAGCAGAGGAGCCAGCUCGAAGACAAAGUGGAGAACCUGGAGCAGGUUCUGAAGCAUAUGCAUGAGGCUGUAGAGCUGAAGCAGCAACUGCAGAUAGAGCAUGAGCAAGCCUUGGUGGCCCUUCACACCAAGCAGAAGGAGAUCAAUCAACUGCAAAAGGUCAGGGUUCGUGACCUGGAGCAGAAAUGCAGGUCACAGAGUGAACACUACAACCAGCUGUCCAAAGAGCUGCUGAAUUUCCAUUUGCAGUCGGAUACUGUGGACAUCCUUAAAAUUAAUCCCACUUCCACAUCCCAGAUUCCUCUUUCGCGACAGAAGAAACUCUCACAAGUUAUUGUUGGAGCCCAGCCAGAGACAGGCGAUGAGAGCGCGGCAAACACGCCGCUACUGAUCUCCCAGUUCUUGCCCUGCACACCACUGACUGGAGACAGAGAAAGACCAAAACUGUCUGUCAAUUCCAGUACCGUGAUAACGGACCGACCCAGCAGCCCUCGACAGCUGACCCUCUCAGAGAUGGAGGAUGAGGCCAGCCCAUCACCCAGGUCCAAGCCUCGCUACACAGGCCAGGUCCGCCUUUGCACUGCCCGUUACAGUUACAACCCUUAUGAUGGACCAAAUGAGCAUCCUGAAGCAGAACUCCCCCUUGUUGCUGGAAAGUAUCUGUACGUGUAUGGAAACAUGGAUGACGAUGGCUUUUAUGAAGGAGAGCUGCUGGAUGGCCAGCGAGGACUUGUUCCUUCCAACUUUGUGGAGUUUGUCCAGGACAAGGAAAAACCAGCUAUUCUGUCGGGGGAGGGAGGGGAUGAUCUGGGCCCACUGGACCAUAACCCCCUGGCCUUGACAGCAGUGGAUGGAGGUGCCUCCCAGGAUGGCCUCCUGGGCUCAGCUAAUGCCUUGGUUCCCUGUAGCAAUGGGACAGGGGGGCCCCUGGACCCUGAGGACAUGGCUGAAGACGUUGUGCCUUACCCCCGAAAGAUCUCCUUGAUCAAGCAGCUGGCACGGAGCGUCAUUGUGGCCUGGGAGCCUCCAUAUGUGCCUUUGGGCUGGGGGAACAUCUCUGGCUACAACGUGUUAGUAGACGGGGAGCUUCGUGCCAGUAUAGUGUACGGUGGCCGGACCAAGUGUUUGCUGGAGAAACUGGACCUGGACGGCUGCGUUCAUCGCGUGUCGGUGCAGAGCAUCACCGACCGGGGCUUGUCAGACGAGUUGCGCUGUACCGUGCUGGUGGGAGCCAAUGUGGUGGUGGCGCCGUGUGGUCUGCGGGUGGAUGACAUCCAGCGUGACACUGCUGAGCUCUCCUGGUUACCUAGCAACAGUAACUAUGGUCACACUGUGUUCUUGGACGGGGUAGAGCACGCAGUGGUAAAGCCAGGAAGGUAUAGACUACGCUUCCUCAACCUCAAGCCCCUGAUGGUGUACAAAGUGACGGUGGUGGCACAGCCGCACCAGGUGCCAUGGCAACUGCCGCUGGAGCAGAGAGAGAGGAAAGAAGCUGGUGUGGAGUUCUGCACUCAGGCUGCAGGUCCAACACCAUAUUGCAGAACAGGACCUCCCCUGCCUCCCCAGGAUGUACAGGUGCUCUGUGGGCAGGCUCCAGGGGUCCUACAGGUCCACUGGAAGCCCCCCAUCCUUUCUCCUACAGGCACAUCUAACGGGGCAAAUGUGGUUGGCUACGCAGUCUGCACUAAAGGACAGAGGAUAGCUGAGGUGUUGUACCCGAUGGCAGACUAUGUUACUGUCGAGCUGACAAGGAUUCAGUGCCUGGAGGCCAGGGAAGUCAUCGUUAGGACGCUGUCAGUACAGGGAGAAUCCCAGGACUCCCAAGUCGCCGUCAUUCCAAACAACCUGCUCGUGCCUCUACCUGCGCUUCCCCUACCACCGCCAAUGCACCCCCACGCAGGCCCCCCUCCACACCCCCAUGUUCAGCCCCACCUCCAAUCCCCUCACCUUCCUCAUGCCACACCCCAACUUCCUGCUCCACCCCAGGCACAUGGGCAACCCCAUCCUCCACACCCUCAACCCCACCCCAGACAUUCCCACCCAGGUGGACCCCCGCAACCCCAGCUUCGACCCCCACACCCUCAGCCCCAGCCCCUACAUUUUCAGCCGCGCCCGCCCCACCAAGGUCCCAGGCCCCAGCACCAACUGCCUCUGCUACCCCACCCCCAACACCCUAUACCUCAGAGACCAGUAUGUGCCAGAGAUCUGGAUGCCAAAGAGCACGCGGCCCACCACGGGGGAGCUAUUCCACCUGGCCAGUCUGGCUGGGACCCCACACGCUCUCCUUCUUCCCAGCCUCCUGUGCCCAUGCAAGGCCACACUCUUGAGGCCCCUCCCUCUGCCAAUCCACGCUCCCCAUCCCCACAGCGGAUACUUCCGCAGCCCCGAGGCACACUUAUUCCGGACACGGUGGCCAAAGCCAUUGCCCGAGAAGCAGCGCAGAGGGUGGCGGCAGAAAGUGGCAAGGGGGAAAGGAGGCAGGGCAGAUACGGAGAGCAGGGUCAUUCAUUUCACCAGCAUCACUCUGACGAGGAAGAGGAGGACGAGGAAGGCUUUGCGCGCGGCCGUCGGAGAGGACCCUCAGUCGACGAGUUCCUCAGAGGCUCUGAGCUGGGGAGGCCGCCUCACUAUAGUCACAAUGAAGAUUAUCACAGCGAAAGCAGCCGGGGCUCUGACCUGUCUGACAUCAUGGAAGAGGAUGAGGAGGAGCUGUACUCUGAGAUGCAGCUGGAAGAGGGACGCCGACGCAACUCGCACAACACACCCAAGACAAACAAUCGCGCUGGAGGCCGUCAGGACCGGGAAACUGGGAGAAGAAUUAAUCAUGGCGGUUCUCAACCGCAGAGACGACCUCUAAUGGUCCCCUCCAUUGAGGUAACCUCUGAGAAUAACAGUGAGGGAAACCUCUCCCCCAUCACCGAGGAUGUUUACUAUGGCAGAGUAGCUCGGCACAGGACGCGGCCAUCCCGCAGGCACAUGGGCGGCACCAGGUCUCCCCAUGAUGGCUACAGGGACCGGGAUCGUCGCUCUCCCACGUACUACGAUGAGUCAGAGCCUGAGGAUUCCUUCCGGAUCUUCGUAGCCCUCUUCGACUACGAUCCUCUGUCCAUGUCCCCCAACCCAGAUGCCGCUGACGAGGAGCUGCCCUUCAAAGAGGGGCAGAUCAUUAGGGUGUAUGGUGAUAAAGACACAGAUGGCUUUUACAGAGGAGAAGUGAGAGGCAGGAUGGGUCUGAUCCCCUGUAACAUGGUGUCAGAGAUACGAGCGGAGGACGAGGAGACCCUGGACCAGCUCAUCAAACAGGGCUUCCUGCCACUCAGCACCCCCGUGGACAGAAUAGAGCAAAACCGAAGAGGCCUCCGCCGAGAUCAGGCCUCGAGGAGGAUGGUGGCUCUGUAUGACUACAACCCCCGAGAGAGCUCCCCUAAUGUUGAUGUCGAGGCUGAGCUGACCUUCUGUGUUGGUGACAUCCUUGCGGUCUUUGGAGAUAUUGAUGAAGACGGAUUCUAUUAUGGUGAGAUUAACGGCCACCGCGGUCUGGUUCCCUCUAACUUCCUGGAAGAAGUGCCUGAUGACGUGGAGGUGUAUCUGACUGAUACGCUGUCCCAGUACCCCCAGGAAGAGCCUGCCAACCGGCCCCCUGCCAACUCUGCCGCAACCGUCUCAGAGGGCAAACGGGUUACCACAGAAACCACCGACACGGUCGACAACGACGUCACGCCUGUACGAGCUCCGUCCCCGAUCGUCCGGCCCCUCCUUCCGGGCACCAUGAGACCCCUGAGCCCUACGAGGGGCCCCCACAUCCCGCUGGACCUCCGGGACCCCAGGGACUCCCAAGAUCUGGCAAACAAGAAGAAGAAGGGACUACUUUCCAAGGGGAAGAAGCUGCUGAAGAGACUCUCCCCUGUGAAAUAAAACACACAAAAAAAGAAGCAUACAUGUACAAAUACGUGCACAUGCUGGGCUCUGUAUAUUGCAUCCAUACAAUCAACUCUGGUCUCAACAACACAUGACAGAGAGGAUGGGAGCUUUGUCUCCAGGACUGCGUGAGCCUAUUUGAAUAUAACCAGUGAUACAGUUAUUCAUGUUUGGUGAUGGAUACAAAUCAACUAACUGAUGUACAGUGCAGUGCCAAAAUCAAGAGAGAGGUCACCUGCAGACACAAAAAACAUAUUACUGUGAUGUAUUUUAAAUCAACGGAUGACUAAAACAAAAAAAAAAAAAAAAAAAAACAACUAGGAUUUUCAUGACAUGUAUUUUUUCUUUAUCAUUUAUUUCAAGCAGGGUAGCUGUGAAAACAUACAUCUAAGUUUCUAACAGGCUUUUCUCAGCAAAAAAGAAAAAAAAAACAUAAAUUUUUUGGAGUAUUGAUGUCACCACAAGGAAACAGAGACCAUACUCCUCUAAGAAAAUCUCUAAUAGACUACACUGUUAUUGAGGCAUUCUGUGAAGCAAUGCUGGCUGCUAACACAAAGGCUUUAUUCAGUGCAAUAUCAUAGAGAGGUGGUAGCAUAUGUGAGAAGAAAGGAAACAUUUCCGCGUGUACCUGUGAUUCAGCAGAGAGUUUUCUGUGAUGAAAGGAAUUUUUAAAAAAAGAAUAGCAGAUUGGCAACAGGGCAUUAAAGUGAGAAACACCGGGCGAGCUUAGCUGUCUCAGUGGCCUUUAUGAAAACAACACGAGCGUGACAUUCCUCGUUCGAUCAAAAGGUUGAUCCACACCAGGGUUUUUUUGUUCUUUGACGGGUCGCUUGUGCUUUGUCAAUUUUUUUAAGAUUAAAUCGGAGCAGCAAUGUUUGUCAUCCCCGCUGUCAAGCUGUCAUGAAACGCCUAGUUCAAGACAAAAUUUUUGUGUCUGUCUUCCUAUUGCACAAAGGUGUGUGUUUUUUGUCUGACGAUUGGUAACAUACAUGUUUUGUGUGCCUGUGUGAGCGUGUAUGUGAGGCAGUAUGUGAUGCAUUCAUGUUUGCACCUUUCAUGUUUCCUUUCACUUAUGUUUUGUUUCAGAAAGGGGAGGCCAUGUUGUUAUUGGUCAUGUGAUCUAGUGAUGUGCUGCUACCUCCAUUGCCUGUGCACUGUUUGGUUUUGUUGUCUCAUGUUGAUAUAGGUGGCCGUGUUAAAGCAUCAAAGAGGGUGCAAAUCAAAAAGUCAAGGUGUGCAUUGUUCUCCAGUUCAUCCACUGGAGGUCUGUGGAGAGAAAUACUAACUUAUUUAACAUUUCGUAUCUGGUUACACACAGUAUAAGCUCUACAUGACUUGUACGCCAAGUAGCCCACAUAAGGACUAUACCAUAAAAAGUGUCACACAGCUUACAUUAUAUACAUUAAAAAUGGAAUCUGGUAUGGAAUAGAUUUUUACUUUAUUCUCAUGAUCUUGGAUCAUUAAUGAAAUAAGCUGAUGUAUUCAAAGCCAGAGUGUGGAGAGCGCACGCACUAAUCAGUAAUGCCAAUAUUCUGUUGUUGCUCCUUUUAGUUUGUUGACUCAUCGAAUGUUUUAUAUAUUUAAUUGAGUCUUCAAAAACAAAGAAACAUAUUUGCAUAAUGCUACUCAAAGAUUUGCUCCAGAAAUUGUAAUCAGAUCGGAAGAAUCUCCUUAAUAUCCUGCAGGCUGCCACGCUGACUGUCUAUUCAAUCUCAUUCAUUUUCAGUGUAAAAGCUUCAAAACAAUGUGUCUUGAUUUCAAAGACAGAUUGCGCUGCAUUUUCUCCAAAUGUAAAUGUUGUCAAUAUUUUAGUUCCAAUUUAACAUUUUCAUCUUUCACAUACUCUCCUGUGGCCAGAAUGCCAAAUUCAACCCUUGAAAUUUUUUUUUUAUUGGUUUUCACAUCCAGGUAAAUUUAAUAAACCCCGGAGAGCCAAUCCAAUUCUAUGGAAGCCCUAAAAAUGUGGCCCCAAAAAAGAAAACCAAUCAAAAGCUUUUUCCUAAUGUUGAAAACAUCUUGACUUGAAAAAAUAUUUUGCCACAGACAUUCUUUUCUCAGUCUUAAUGUUUUCUCCAUCUUUUUUUUUUUUUUACAUUGAAAAAGAUGAAUGAACUUCAAAGAUGUUUAAACUUGCUGUGUUUACCUUCCAGCUCACUGAUCACACAGAGUCACAGGAUAUAAUUUAAAUGUAUUUAUCUCAAACACAACCCACUGUCCUACCUCAGUUUUUUUCUUUCGAGGAGAUAGUCAUUGUGUGUGUUAAUUAAACAAGAUUAUAUCUUCAGUUGGAAUUUCAUUUUCGAAAGCAAACAUUCACUUGGAUUACUGAGGAGAAAGGCAUGCACAGGCUACUGUAUCAACAUUUUGUGAUCUGUGGAGGUGACUAAAAGUGCUAAAAGAACUCGACUAACUUGAGGGAUAGUAUGUCUCAUAGCUUUAAUCAUUUAUAAACUUCUAUUCUCUCUGUUUAGUUUUAAAUAUCCUAUCCAGUUCGUCUCUUAUGUCAAGUUGCACUUGAAAGAUGUGAGUUUAUUGUGUUAAACAGCAUUCCCCUCCUCAUUCUUUAUGAAUAUUACUGAUUAAAUGCAAUGACAAGAGAGGGAUUACCAAAAUGGAAUGUGAGAAGAGUUCGGCUGGUUUACAUCUGAUUCGUUUUUGUUCCAAAGCGGUUCAUGUAUAGUUUCUCAUUCAGUCUGUCACAAAGUUGAAAUACUGUAAUAUGGUGUCCCAAUACCAAAUCAUUCAGUUGUGAAUGGGUGUAGUGUCUCUAAACGCUGUAGCUCUUUUGUACUUUGAUCCAUUUGUAGAUAAUUUAUAAAUGUUUCUACUUGAUUUUACGACAGCCUUUUUGUUAGUGCACUGAGAUUUCCUCUCCCUGUAAAAGACUGCAAGCAUUCUCCAUAGUGUCCUUUGAAAUCAGAUGUAUCAGUCCACCGUAUGUGCUUGCUUUGUGAAUCAAAGUUUAAAAAAGAAAAAAAGAAAAAGAGAAGUCAUUGGACAGUAUUUAUGGUGAUUAAUUAUGUGUGGGUGUGCAUGUGAAAAAAUACAACUUUUAUAACCAAAUUAAAUUUGAUAUUUUUUAGAAACUCA